This is a messenger RNA of Truncatella angustata, 489 nucleotides long. RefSeq lists its product as uncharacterized. The coding region runs from base 83 to 334 and encodes 83 amino acids. The transcript has a single exon. Lineage: Eukaryota; Fungi; Ascomycota; Sordariomycetes; Amphisphaeriales; Sporocadaceae. The record is from RefSeq and is a predicted model, not a curated record.
GAAGUUUUACCACCGGAGCCAUGGUAAGUCGCCCGCUGUCAAACGUCGGCCCUUUAUUUUGUGCUGGCUAACUCGAAUAUAGAUGACUAUUGGAUGGGCGUUUUUCAGUUUUUACCCUAUUACUGUAUUCCCGGUGCUCGAGGCACCUCAGUGGCGGAAAGGUUUCAUUGUCAAUACUGUGUUAACGGUCGCAUUCUGGUUACUUUUCAUGUUAGGUCAAUUAUUAUGGAAGAGGGAUCGGAAGCUUCAUCGAUUCGUCGCUAACGACGAUGAUGACGAUCAAAAGUUGAAGGAAGAAGAAAUUGUCCAUGUCGAGGUGGCUACAAAGCAUUAACUACAUAUAAUACCACCAGAUGACUGAUCAGUGUGUUACUGAUACUGGGCCAAGCACCUAUGAUGGAGGAACGCAGAUGAGCAGGGGGUUAAUGAAGGAGUUUGGGCGAUAGUAACCAUAGGAUUUUCAAUGAAUGAAGCGUUGAAUUGCGAGCG